AUGUUUGUGUUUUUAUUCUCUCUUGCUCUCUGUCAGAUUGAUGAAGAUGCAAAUCCUCUUGAAGCGAUCCAGCAAUACAGAAGUUUCGGUCAAAAUGAUAAAAUGAAGAGAGUUCUUGAUAAGCAAAUCAAAAAACUCGGAAAACAGACUCCUAUUGUAUAUUACAGAUUAAGAGCUGAAGCAGAGGCAAAUUUAGGCAUGUCUGAAGAAGCUCUUGAAGAUAUUGAAACAGCUAUGAAGAAAAAUCCAGAUGCAUUUGAACAGAAGCAAUUAUAUACAAUUUCAGCUAACGAACAUCUCAGAAUGGGUGAUGCAGAACAAGCUCUUGCUGAUGCCCAGCUUGCAGAAGAGCCUUCUCUCACAGCAAGUGCUAAGGAAUUAACAAAAUUACUCAAACAAGCGGAAGAUUUCAUCGAUGAUGAAAAAUAUACUGAUGCAGCUAAAGUUUAUGACAGAAUCCUUCCAAUCUGCACAAGAGCCCUUGAAUUAAGACAAAAAAGAGCUGAUAUAGCUUGGAUGUUAAGACAAACAUUAGUUUUCGAAAAUAACAUGCGCGAAACAGUCAAGGCCUUCUACGAAAACGAUGCUGACCUUGAUUACAGAUUUGGCGUUUCCCUUAUUUGCAAUGGAAAAUUUGACGAAGGAAAGAAGCAUAUUGCCAAGGCAGAAGAGAUUGAUGAAGUUCCAGAUGAAGCCAAGCAAUAUUUGAAGCUUGCUUCUAGCCAGGGAUCCUCUUUCCACGAUGCAGAAAAUAAUUUCAAGAGAGGAAACUACGAUGAGGCCAUGCGUAUUAUUUCCAAGUACAACCAAUCAAUGAGAAGUGUUUGCGGUGCCGAAGCUGGCUCUAUUUCAAAGGCAAGUUACUUGGCCGCAAAAAUUGCAGAGAAACAAUCGAAAUUGAACGAUGCCGUUGAUUACAUUAAUACAGCAGUCGAAAUCGAUACCGAAAACGAAGAUUACAUCAGAUACAAGGCAGAUCUUUGCUAUCGUAACAAAGAUUUCAAUGCUGCAGUCUUCGAAUACACUCGUUUAUCCCGUAAAUAUCCUAACGACGCCUACCUCGCUAACGCUCUUCAGCGCGCAAUGGACGGAAAGAAGAAAGCAAGCGCUGUCGAUUAUUACAAGAUUCUUGGUCUUCCUCGUGGCUGCACAAAGACACAGAUCAAAGAUGCAUACAGGAAGCUCGCAAGGAAGUGGCACCCAGAUCAGUACCCAGAUCCAGCGGAAAAGAAGAAAGCUGAAGAUACAAUGAAGGAAAUUAACACUGCAUACGAUAUCCUCAGCGAUGCAGAGAAGCGCAGAUACUACGACGCUGGCGGUGACAUGGAACAGUUCCAGGCUUGGAAGGAUCAGCAGAAUAUGAGAAAUGGUGGCGUUGUGUUUGAACAAUAA
Messenger RNA from Trichomonas vaginalis G3, 1392 nucleotides. RefSeq names its product positive regulation of translation initiation in response to endoplasmic reticulum stress. Gene Ontology annotation, biological process: protein folding in endoplasmic reticulum. Lineage: Eukaryota; Parabasalia; Trichomonadida; Trichomonadidae. The coding region runs from base 1 to 1392 and encodes 463 amino acids. Gene Ontology annotation, cellular component: endoplasmic reticulum. The record is from RefSeq and is a predicted model, not a curated record. Gene Ontology annotation, molecular function: misfolded protein binding; protein-folding chaperone binding. The transcript has a single exon.